ACAUGUUCUGCAAAGAGUAAGCGUAAGAAGAAGAAGAAGAAGAAGAAGAAGAAUCAGAAUCAGAAUCAGAAUCAGCGGAACAAAAGCGGAAUGACUGAGUGAGACUGUCAGCAGCAGCAGCAGCAGCAGAACACCGUGUAUGUCAGUUUAAAAGUGCUCGCAGCGAUUCACCGCCAUUUUAGCUUAUAAUGGAGCUUCAUGACAAAGACAGAGAGAUUCUGCCUGUUGUGAUUAUUGGUAACGGCCCCUCUGGGAUCUGUCUGUCGUACCUGUUGUCAGGUUACACCCCCUACCUGUCACCUGGAGCAUCGCACCCCAACCCCCUGCUGCACAGCAAACUGGUGGAGCAGCCUCACCUGUCACUGCUGGAGCAGGAUCUGGAGUACCUGUGUGAGGGUCUGGAGGGCCGAUCGUCCAAUCCCGUGGCCGUGCUCUUCGACUCGCUGCUGCUCCCCGACAGCGACUUCGGACUGGACCACACGUCGCCGCUGGAAUGGCGAUACGAGCCGGAGCGCGCCAUCUCACACCUGGUGCUAGGGAAGGGUUCACCUGGAGGAGCCUGGCAUGCCAUGGAGGGCUCCAUGCUAACGCUGAGCCUGGCUAACUGGAUGGAGCUUCCUGGACUCAAACUGAAGGACUGGAUGAAAGACAAACGCAGAAAUGUGCGUAAUGACCGCGCCACACCAGCAGAGAUCGCCUCUUAUUACCAACACUACGUUUCGCAGAUGUCGCUCGAGCAGAACUUUGCCUGUGGAACCACCGUCACCGCGGUAACCAGGCAGCCCGGCGACCAGGACGGGUCGCCGCCCUGCUGGAGAGUGACGGGGCUGCAGCGCAGAGAGGGGGAGGAGCUGGGAGACGGCUCGUCUGUCUCGGAGGAGGAGCCGUUCUCGCUGUUGGCCCACAACGUGGUUUUGGCGACGGGGACGCACGACAUCCCCGCCAGGCUCGGCGUGGAGGGCGAGUCCCUGCGCUUCGUCUGCCACUCCUUCUGGGAGCUGGAGGCGGCCAUUGCCCGCGGCGAGCUCGACCAGUCCUCGGACCCGGUGCUGGUGGUGGGGGCGGGGCUCACUGCGGCCGACGCGGUACUGGCCGCUCAUCACCUCAACACGCCCAUCUACCACGCCUUCAGGCGCUCUGUCGCCGACCCGGGACUCAUUUUCAACCAGCUGCCAAAGCUGCUCUACCCCGAGUAUCACAAGGUUCACCAGAUGAUGACUCGGCAGCAGCACCAACCGACCCCUCCCCCUCAGGAGCAGUCACAGAACGUGGACCGCCUCUCCACCGCGUCGUCCCGCUCCUCCUACACGGGCUACCUGAGCUUCCCGUGUCACAGGGUCGUCGCCUUCCGGCCGAACGGGAAGUGCGUUCUGGAGUCGGACUCCGGGCAGCGGACGGUGGUCCAGGUCUCCAAGGCGCUGGUCCUCAUCGGCGCUCACCCUAACCUCACCUUCCUGGAGGACAACGGGCGUCGGCUCAGCGUGGACCCCAGUGAGCCGAUCACGUGCCGGCGGAACCCGAUUGAGGUCGACCCGUUCACGAACAAGGUGGUGGCGGCAGACGGUCCGGGUCUGUACGCCAUGGGCCCGCUGGUCGGCGAGAACUUUGUGAGGUUCCUGAAGGGCGGAGCCCUGGCGAUCGCGAGCAAUCUCGCCAAAAGACAAAGAGAGGGGUGGACGGACGGAGACAGACAGGGGAACUCAAAGAUCUGCAAUCUGGACUCGUAGCAGUUCUUAUUUCAUUUUAUUUCUAAUUUAUUUUUAAGUGGAAGCAAAUAAAAAAAUCCAGAGCUACUGGACUCGCGGGCGUCUUCUCCGAUCUUACUGUAAACGCGAGGACUUCGGAAGGUUAGCGUCAAGUUUGCUAACGCAGACGAUUGUGAGCAAGUAAAGCCGAGUUCACGCGACGCAAUCUUCAGCCUCCGAUAAUCCACCGAGUUUUGAAACAUCUUCCCAACUUCGUACGCUCCCGAUCUCACUCCGAGCGUAAUGGCGCCCUCGUCCGAUCGUAAGUGCAAUUCUCGCCAGAGUCCAGUCUACGACCUGGACUCUGGACGUCGUGGAGGGAGAACGCGACGUUUCAUGUCGCUGUAAAACGUUCCUUUUAAUCCCACAGUGGAUUUUUUUUAUAUAUAUAUUAUGGUGUUAAAUUGUAAAUGUAAAAAGUGAAACCACUUUACGUUCUGUGUAAGAAACAAUGACAGGCGCCCCCUUGUGCCACGUCACAGUAAAACACGCUGAACUCACAGGAAACAUCGACUGUUCCCGACAUUCACCGUAAAGUCGUACGUCGUCGUUGUCUUCUUCUGUUUUUAUUUCAAACAGAAUCUUCAGUUAAAUAAUAGAAUUAUUACGAAAAAUCAUUUUGACAAAAUGUAAAAGGCAACUCGCGUACGUUUUAUAUACUGUAUAUAAAAAGUAUAUAAAAAUAUGUUUGUGUGUGUGUGUGUGUGUAUAUAUGUGUGUGUGUGUAUG
Messenger RNA from Solea solea (common sole), 2474 nucleotides. RefSeq names its product oxidative stress induced growth inhibitor 1 (gene osgn1). NCBI's taxonomy places the organism in Eukaryota, Metazoa, Chordata, Actinopteri, Pleuronectiformes, Soleidae. The record is from RefSeq and is a predicted model, not a curated record. Bases 189 to 1727 code for a protein of 512 amino acids. The transcript has 8 exons.